AUGGAUCAAAUGGUGGCACCGAUGAGAUUUUUGGCAAUCGACGAUGCCGAAUUCGUUACGCUCAAAGCUUGUGUCUUGUUCAACCCUGUUGCAAAAGGCCUAUCGCCAUUGGCUGUCACUACCGUAUUGAAUACCCGAAGGCGUAUCUUCUCAGCGUUGGAACAUUACGUUCGGACGAGAAAAUUCGAUGAAAAAACGCGGUUAGGAGAUCUGACGUGUUUUUUGCUUUCUCCGUUAUCGUCUUUGGCAAAUUCUAUUUGCGAAGAUAUUUUGGUGACAAAAUUGAGCGGUGUGGCACGGCUGGAUGUACUUAUGGAAGAACUUAUGCUAGCCGAUGCUGAAGAACAAAACAAAGGUCCUCAAAGAGCAAUGCUAACCGUCGACACAGCUCUACCCUCUACCAAUGAUUUUGGCAGUUUGUUAUCUGAGAAGACGUCACUUUCGUUGACAGAACCAUUAUCGGACGAGUUUGACGCUCUCAGCACAUUUCCCUCGGGAAUCACCCAUACUUUUACUCUUUCAAACUUUGAGGAGUCACUUCCGAUCUCACCAUCUCCUUCAGUGUCACCGAAUCUGCUCUGGUCAAGUCAGUUGGCAUCGUGCCAGCACAGCCCUCUAUAUAUCCCAAAUGGAGGCUAUUAA
Molecule: messenger RNA, 642 nt
Organism: Cylicocyclus nassatus
Lineage: Eukaryota; Metazoa; Nematoda; Chromadorea; Rhabditida; Strongylidae
Source: the annotation of a GenBank genome assembly